Messenger RNA from Zasmidium cellare ATCC 36951, 339 nucleotides. RefSeq lists its product as uncharacterized. The transcript has a single exon. The record is from RefSeq and is a predicted model, not a curated record. Lineage: Eukaryota; Fungi; Ascomycota; Dothideomycetes; Mycosphaerellales; Mycosphaerellaceae. The coding region runs from base 1 to 339 and encodes 112 amino acids.
AUGGCGUCACGAUUGUUUAGACCAACAGUCUUCUACCGGAACACAACAUAUAUUCGCCACGGAUCUACGGUGCCCAAGCGUCGCCCACCUCCAGAUGAGUCGACCCUCGCCGGAGCCCAGCACAAAGUGUCGUUAUCUGGUCCUUCUCUUGGGCAUUUGAUUUCCGAGCUCAGCGCCACGAGACCAGGCAUGGAAGCUCUCAGACAGCCUGGGCAGACCAUAUCUGAAGAGCAUAGGUCUCUGAUUAGGACUACUGCGAAGUUAAUCCUUGGAGUACCCAUUGUGAUCGGGACGGGUAUCGUGGGAUACAACUACUUUCUCGAUACGGAUGAAACGUAG